UUUACAAAUGCCGGUGCCGACGAGGAGCUACAGCGUAAUGUUCUAAUAACAUUUGGCAAACUGAAGCUGUGAAAGACACAAAGACUCGGUUUCAUCGAUGUUCUAAGACAAGACCGGACCAGUCGAAACCUAUUGUGAUAUUUUGAUUUUCGUUCAUGCCGCCCUUGUCCAGGGUAUACUAAGUAUAGAAGCAACAAAAAAAGAAUAAAAGACAUUUUGAAUAUCAACAACAGACAGCAAGAUCUGCAACUGAGCUGAGCGAUUCGUUGGGUAACUAGUUAGUACUGCUUGGGUCGGCAGCUAGUUGGGAAUUCAAUGCAGUCGCCAUGUCACAUGGGGGCGGCCAGGAAUGUUUGUAAUAUUUCCAGCUGAAGAACUCAUCUUGAUGACAUACGGUGCUGCUAUACCUCGUAUUAGUCCACGACCGACACUCGAUUGCCUCCGUGAGCCACAAGUUCCCAUUGUAAUACCUGCCCGAAGUUUACCGCCAUCGUCGCCGCAAUUGACACAAACAACGAAGUUGCUGGCUCAGUCCGAACCAGUUGAUCCAAAAUUCCCAAGUGCACUUCCCUCCACAAGUAUCCCAGCCCCAGCACCUGACAGUCAGUUCAGUUUUUACGACCAACGUGGAUCUGCGGAUCAAGGUGUAAGCGGUGAGCUUCCACUCGUGACGGGGGGACCCACAAUUUCCCCACGCUAUCCGUAUCCCGGACAAACACCACUCUCACACCACAUUGGUGAUCAAAGUAUUGCAUCGGUGCACUUGCCCCCACCAACGCCACAAUCGUCAGUCACACUUGCACGUCGAAAUUCUCGAUCUUCGUUGAAACGAUCCACCCCCGUGCAUCGCACCCCUAUCGGCCUGCGUAAAAUUGAAGAGGAACCGGCGAUUACAAUACCCUCAGCGGCUCCCUUCCACAUACCUAUGUAUAAUGAUCUAAACAUGCGCUCCUCACAGCAGUCGCAGCAACAACUACAGAGCACAACCGUGCCCCCUCUCCAAGGUAGUGCCUUGGAAUUCGAGUACCCCACGGGGUCAUUACAGCGUGAUCGCAGUCCCAGCAUAUUUCUGGAGCCGUCCACGCCAGACCCCACGCAACCGCGUUUGGGUCCCGGAUGGGGUCGUCCCAUGUCACCCAUGGAACUGCCUCCCAAACCAUCUACCUCGCAAAAGUCUCCAUCCAGUAAGUCACGUCUAAGACCAAAGCUGCACAUACCCUUGGGUCGCUUGGGCCGUUCCACAUCCAGUGAUCAAAGAGAGUCCUAUCGACUGCGAGAAGACUUGGAACUACAGGUGGAGAACCCGGUGUUUAAUACAGAAAAUUUGAGACAGCGUAAUUUUGAUGCCUUCUUCGAUUCGGGUGAGCCGGUGUACAAACUCCAGCCCAAAAGUCCUCAAUCUGCAACGAACGAAUCGUCAUCGUCCGGAGGCAAAGUGUCUCCUGCACUCGACAACUAUGCUGGCGUGUAUGACUCCUCACCACGCCGGGGACGAACUACGCCCUCGGGUGGCCUCUUCGCCCGCUCGCACAAGGAGGAGGCAACACGUUCCCAGACUUCCGACCACCACGAGUCCACGCGCGAUGUGCGCUCCGCUUCGUUGGGUCCCGGAUCUGUUAGUGUGGCAAGUGGUGGUAGUACAAGCGGUGUUCCCCAGAAAGAUUUCUUGGGAAAAUCUUCAAGUGGUCCAAAAAGUCGUAACUUAUUUGGGUGGAGGGGACGUGUUUCCCCUAGCCCCAAGCCUAGUAUGGCGUCCCAUACUGGUGUGCUUAAGGAUUACGGUCAUAGUAGUUUAAACGAGGCUUUCAAAUCCCAAAACAAUGUCAACUUUAAAUUGAUUAAAACUGUUUCCGAUUUCACCGAAACCCUUUCCCAGUUGUACGAGGAACAUGCAACUGCCCUACAAACCCUUGUCACCAACUAUCGUAUAAAGAAUGCUGAACUUAGGAAAGAGAGGCCCGCCUGUCAUUUGUCAAUUUUCCAAGCUUGGGAAACAUUCCUACAGGAGGUUGAGACAGACUCCCAAGCAUCCAACGAUGUUGCGAAUGUCCUGUAUCGCCAGGUGUCACGACCAAUGCUCGACAAAUCCUUUCAUCGCAAAGUUCAAAGCCGGAAAAUUUUCACACACAGGGAGUCCUUUGAAACCAUUAUAGCCAAGACUGAAGAGAAAUUGUCAAAGUGUCGCCUGGACUACAAGCAAUGCUAUGUGGCGCAUCGCCAAAACGCCAUCCCACAAUCGCUCACAGAAUACAUAGAUGCUCACAAUGCGUACGUGCAACAAUUGCAUGCCACCAAUGCCAUGCUCGAGACGUACCAGUGCGAAACCGUGCCGCAGUUGAUGCAGGAACUGGAGGACAUUCACAAUGACUUAUGCAGUAUUAUAGCCGACUCGCUGCAGCAGGGAGCUGAUGUUAUGGCCAACAAGGCUUCCGAUCAGGCGAGACGUUACUCCACUUUAUCCAGCCAAUGCGCGAAUGUGUCUCCUGUUCAGGAUUUGGUCAAUUUUGUGCGCAUUCUCCCGCCUCUGCCAGCAGUUGCACAAAAAGUCCAAAGGCGAGCCUUUGCGCCUCCAGGACCGGUAGAUCAGGAAGACACUGCAGACCAUAGUGAUGUGGCUCCCAUACUACGCAACGAGUUGGUUUUUGAUCGUCAUUCCUCGGUGUCACUUCGAGCAGCACUGGACUCUUUAAAACGAGAGGCACUGGACUUGGAAAUGCAGAUAAGACAACUACAGGACGCCAUUGAUGUCUUAAAUCGCCAACAAAUGCGUGGAAUUGAAGGACAACUGUUCAACAAAGUCAACGAGACUCAAGAGGACCUUUCAAUGAGCAAAUUUGAUUUACGUGCCAAACAACUGCACCUCGCUGCCAUCCGUGCCCAGGUAAGUGUUGUUGUCCUUGCAAUUUGUGUCAGCUAUGGGCAUAUGCCAGAAAAAAUCUCAUUGCCAGAUGCCAAAUGCUAAUAUAUGUACAUGUACGAACCAUAAGCAAAGU
Messenger RNA from Musca domestica (house fly), 2993 nucleotides. RefSeq lists its product as uncharacterized. The transcript is spliced from 10 exons. Lineage: Eukaryota; Metazoa; Arthropoda; Insecta; Diptera; Muscidae. Gene Ontology annotation, cellular component: extrinsic component of cytoplasmic side of plasma membrane. The record is from RefSeq and is a predicted model, not a curated record. Gene Ontology annotation, biological process: positive regulation of protein localization to plasma membrane; skeletal muscle contraction; positive regulation of voltage-gated calcium channel activity. The coding region runs from base 350 to 2962 and encodes 870 amino acids.